Bathycoccus prasinos is the source of this 6534-nucleotide messenger RNA. Its product is annotated as acetyl-CoA carboxylase. The transcript is spliced from 2 exons. The record is from RefSeq and is a predicted model, not a curated record. Bases 1 to 6534 code for a protein of 2177 amino acids. Gene Ontology annotation, biological process: fatty acid biosynthetic process. NCBI's taxonomy places the organism in Eukaryota, Viridiplantae, Chlorophyta, Mamiellophyceae, Mamiellales, Bathycoccaceae. Gene Ontology annotation, molecular function: ATP binding; metal ion binding; acetyl-CoA carboxylase activity.
AUGUCGAGCGCCGAGUUUGAGAACUAUGUCUUUAGUCGAGGAGGGAAUCGCUUGAUUCGAACGGUGCUCAUCGCAUCCAACGGACUUGGUGCGACGAAAGCAAUCAGAAGUUUACGCUCCUGGGCUUACGAGACGUUCAAAUCGCACGAUGUGUUACAUUUGGUUUGCAUGGCGACAGAGGACGAUUUAAGAACGAACGCGGAGUAUAUUCGAUUAGCGGACGAAUACAUCAUCGUAGAAGGCGGCUCAAACGUGCAUAACUUUGCAAAUGUCGAUUUGAUUGUAAAAAUUGCGCGCAGAUGUGGCGCCGACGCCGUGUGGCCCGGUUGGGGGCACGCCAGCGAAAAUCCAAAGCUUCCGGAAGGAUUAUCCCAUCACAACAUAGCCUUUCUCGGCCCGCCGAGUUCAGCCAUGGACGCUGUCGGUGAUAAGAUUUGUGCGAAUAUUCUAGCUCAAUCAUGUGGUGUUGAUGUCAUCCCCUGGUCCGGAUCCGGUUUGACUUUGAACAACGCCGAUGAUACCGAUUGUUCCAUACCGGAAGAUUUAUUAGCAAAAGCUACGGUCAGAGACGUGGAAAAAGCCGAACGCGUAAUCAAUGAAUCGAUCGGGUAUCCGGUCAUGAUUAAAGCGUCCGAAGGAGGUGGAGGUAAAGGUAUUCGAAUGGUUCGCAACGAUGCAGAACUACGCGCUUCGUUUCAGCAGGUGCAACAGGAAGUGCCGAUGAGUCCAAUUUUCAUUCAGAAAUUGUCGCAGAAUUCUCGUCACUUGGAAGUACAAAUGGUGGCAGAUCAGUACGGUCAAGCGAUCGCUUUAUACGGGCGCGACUGUUCUGUACAGCGACGUCAUCAGAAAAUUAUCGAAGAAGGGCCAAUUACCGUCGCUCCGAGGAAACUGUGCGAAGAACUGGAGCGCGGCGCGGUUCGUUUGGCAAAGAAAGUGGGUUACGCCGGCGUAGGCACCGUGGAAUAUCUAUUUAACUGCAUUACCGGGGCGUAUUCAUUUUUAGAGGUCAACCCGAGAUUACAAGUGGAGCAUCCUGUCACAGAAACUAUUACUGGAGUAAAUAUUCCUGCAGUACAACUGCAAAUCGCCAUGGGCAUUCCGUUGCACAAAAUCCCACACAUUCGCAGAUUUUUUGCGCAAAGCGACGUUAUGGGCGUUAGCUCGAUUGAUUUUGAUACCGCGAAACCAAUUCAACCGAUUGGACACUGCGUAGCUGGGAGAAUUACCGCCGAAGAUCCAGAUAGUGGGUUUAAACCGACAUCUGGUGCCAUUCACGAGUUACACUUUCGCACCAUGCCUGGCGUAAACGGCAAUUUUUCGAUUGGUUCUGGAGGCGGAGGAGUCCACCAAUUCGCCGAUUCGCAGUUUGGACACAUUUUCGCUCAUCGCGAAACGCGAGAAGAAGCUUCAACUGCGCUCGUGCAAACAUUAUCCGAGUUCUCUGUGCGAGGACAAAUCCACUGUAACGUAAAGUACUUGAUGACUCUGCUCGAAAAAGAUGAUUUCAGGGCUAACGUCCACGACACGGCCUGGUUAGACGGCUUGAUCGCGAUCGGGGACCGAGCACCAGAACUUCCCGACCACGUCGUCAUUGCGUGUGGAGCUGUUUUGAAAGCCUCAGCGGAGUCUAAAAAGCUCGAGGAGCAGGUUGCGCAGUGCUUGAGAAGAGGUGUCCCGCCGGAGCUCUGGAUGGCAAACUUGAGCGAACACUCUUUCGAGCUCAUAUACAACGAUAUUAAAUAUUCCUUGAAAGUCUGCAUGGGAAGUAAAUCAAGUUUUUGCAUUUACAUCAACGACCAAAUGCUCGCAGCGGAGUCCUUGCAACUCUUUGACGGAGGUUUGAAAAUCAUUUUGAAUAACCGCUCUCAUACUGUGUACCCGGAAGAGUCCAAAGUCGGGAUGAAAAUCCAUAUCGAUGGAUAUUCUUGCUUUUUUCCGGAAGAUUUCGACGCGACCAAAUUGUGCGCGAAUACCACAGGAAAACUAUUGAAAUUUCUCGUUCCGAACGGAGGAAGUUGUAAAGUAAACGAACCGUAUUGCGAAAUCGAGGUGAUGAAGACGGUUAUGCCGUUGAUAUCGACAACUUCUGGUAUCGUCAGUCACGUUGCGCAAAUAGGCAGCCAACUUGAGCCCGGGGACGUUUUGUGCGCAGUAGUGGUCGAUGAUCCAAGCUCUAUGAAGCUCACAAAACCAUUCAAAGGUGUCUUUCCGGUAUCUAAACCGCGGAAGUUUACGGUGAGCGCGGCUGGAUCACACCUGGAUAAGUUUUCUAGAAAUUCUGCGGCUAUGAUUCAACUCCUGCAAGGGUAUCACUUCGACGGCGAUCCAUUGCGAGAGUUAUUUGAAGUUUUGGGUACGAUAGAACUCGUCCUCGAGGAUUUCAAAGAGGCACGCGACGCGAUCGCGAGUCGAUUAGACGAAAAGACGAUAAAGGACUUGCAUCUCAUCGCGUGCGAUAUUGAAACUUCGCAAUCAUCUCCGAGCGAAUCGGCUCGAUAUACAAACACCGUAGCAUCAGCGGUACAAAACGUUCGUAAAAUAAUACAAGAGAAUGAUACUACGUUUGCAUCUUUGUCGAAAUUCUGCGAUCGUCACGAAGGUGGAUUGCACUCAUCAAAAGCUCGCGUGCUGACUGGAUACAUGGAAAUGUUCUUGGAUAUUGAAGAGACUUUCUCGAGCUGCGCGAGCUUUGAAGACGCAAUUAUGCUUCUGAGAGAAUCGCAUCGCGAUGAUAUUUUUACAGUGACUCAAUACGCACACGCGCACGCGAAGUUAGAGCGCAGAUCAGAACUGAUAGUCACAAUAUUAGAUUAUGUUGCCGAUAAUGGAUUUAUGGAUAUCCACGCGUGCCAUUCCGCGGUGCAUAGAUGCAUGAACCUCGUUGGUCACAGACACGAGAAGCUAUCCCAACGGGCGCGCGAAAUUAUUGUAAAGAAGCAAGAAGUCUCGAGACAAUCCAGACGCGAAAAAAUAGCCGCAGAACGAUCGCGCGUGCGACGAGAAGAAUCGUUCGCAUCCUUCACGCAGCUUUCUUUGAACGAGUCUUUCGACACGCCAGGUGGAGGUGGGCAUUCGCGCUCCAAUUCACGAGGAUUACGCAGCGCUGGAUCGCUGUAUGGAAGCGAAGUUGAUUUACAAUCCGUAGUUUCAGAAGAUGACUCCUCGCUUUCUUACACCGGUGGAGGUGAAUCGACGCCGACGAAUAAUACACCGUCAGGCUCUCAAACGUUCGCUCGAAAUGUUGGAAGAAUCUAUUUGGAUAAACAAAAUACGCUUUCGCGAUUGGAAUCUUAUGACGAUAUUUCAGAGAUUGAAAACACGCACUUGCAAUACAACUGGGACUCACUGUUCGACGGUGUAUCUGAAACCGCGCGAUUUGAUGCCAUCGAGGCGUUGUUUUCAUCCACUGGAGUGGAUUUGAAGAAGAUUGCGGGUGCCGAUCCGGAACCGUGCCGGACCGAAAUGACGGUGACGAGCGUCAAGUUGAACGGUUCAGAUUCUAUCGUUUUGUUUGCGCCGUCUCUCGGGCAAGCGGUAGCAGCAUUACCAGAAGCGUCGGAUUUAAGUCCGCGGGAACUUGCUUUUGUCAUUUCCUAUCCCAGAUUAGUUGGCAGAGAUGAAAAGGAAGUUCGCGCGGCGGCGGCGGCUUUCGUCACAGGGCAAAACUUGGCGGGCGCAUUUACUAGUACAAUUACGAAAGUGAGCGUGACGCUUUUGUCAUUGGAUGCUCGUCCGCAUCACUUUGCGUUCAAAAGAUCUGGCACUGCAGCCUCGGGAGCCGAUGGCUUUGAUGAGAUGUACGCCGCGAAUGGUUUUUGGCCGCACGUAGCUUCUCACAUGGAAGUCGAUCGACUCGAUCCUUUCGAGAAGAUUGAAUGCGUCGGAAAAUUGAAUUCCAGAACUCGGCAGCGUAAUCCGAACUUUGUCACGCCUUCGGAUUACUCCAUCGGUGUUUUUCUCGCCGAAGAGACUCCAAAGAAGCCUGGACACAAGCAGCCGCAAAGAGAUCGUCGCGUCUUCUUACGGGCGGCGGUGUACGAUAAAGACUUACUUCUGGUAAAUUUCUCACCAAACCCCACCCCCCGGCCGUCGAGGACAUCUUAUUCAGAUUCCGGCAUUUCAGCAGAAGAAACACCGUUUUUACCACCAGAAGAUUCGGUUUUGGCAGAUGUUUUAGGAUCACUGGAGCUAGCCGUCGGUUCGCACAGAACGGCGUGGAAUCACGUGUUUAUCCAUCUCGUCGGCGCCGACGACAAGUUAGAUUUACCACACGUAGAAAGUGCCAUCGAUUCCUUCGUUAACUUAGCAUUCGCGGAUUUGAAGAGAUUAAAAGUAGUGUGCGUAGAAGUGCGCGUCGGUGAUUCUGGAUCUGUCGUUGCUCUGAACACCUCUGGAUUAAAGUUCAAGAUUCAAACCUCCCUCGAUCGGGGUGUACCGGAAGCGCAUCCGCUCCUGAACGUUACGCAACGCAAAAGAAUGGUUGCUCAAAACUUAUCAUCAACGUACGUGUAUGACUUCCCGGAGAUUUUUGCAAACGUGCUCCACGAAGAAGGUGGCUGUAUCUCGUCAAUUGUUGAACUCGCGCUUCAAGGCGGCUCUUACUCAGGCGGCGUAUUGGGCAAUAAUGGUCCGACGUCACCGCGAUCGUCGAUUGGCUCGAUUUUAGAAAUCUUGCCCGGUCAGAAACGAAAGCUUGUGCCAGCGAACCGCCCUGCCGGUCAUAACGAUUGCGGCAUGGUUUGCUGGAAGCUCACGUUAAAUACGAAGGAGUAUCCCGAUGGAAGAGAUAUUAUAUUAGUGUCAAAUGAUAUAACGCACAUGUCCGGCUCGCUUUCGCCGCCGGAAGACGCCGUGUACAGAGCCGCCAUGGACUUGGCAGUUGAGUUGGCCAUACCGUGUGUCUACGUCUCGGCAAACUCUGGUGCACGCAUUGGCCUCGACGAAGCCGUGAAAGCUGCAUUUCAAGUGUGUUGGAUAGACGAAAAAGAUCCGCGCAAAGGAUUCAAGUACAUUUACCUCUCCGAAGAUGAUUACGAGAUGCUCGGUGCAAAUGGACGCGUGAAAGGAACGCGGUUACUCGAGAACAACGAAGUUCGCUACGCGCUUACGGAUAUUUGCGGUGGACAAGGUGUCGAGUGCCUUCAAGGUUCUGGCGAAAUAGCUUCCGCGACCUCUCGCGCAUACCAAUCUACCGUAACUAUUGCAUACGUUACCGCGCGCUCGGUAGGCAUUGGCGCGUAUUGCUCGCGAUUAUGCCAACGCGUCGUGCAACACCAAGAGGCGCCGCUCAUCUUAACUGGAGCGAGCGCUCUGAACAAAGUUUUAGGACGAGAUGUAUACACUUCAAACGCGCAAAUUGGUGGCCCAAAAGUGAUGGGUUCGAACGGCGUUUCUCAUAUGGUUGUUCCAGAUGACGUUCAGGGCGUAAAAGCCGUGUUAAAUUGGCUAUCGUACGUUCCGGCGAGUAUUGGCGGAGCACUUUCUUACUAUCUCGAUAACGACGCGGAUGCUUUCGAAAGUGGCGGUGACUCUAUCCACAGAACUUUGAGGUUUGAUCCGGCAGCUACCAAGUCGCCGUACGAUCCGCGCGAGAUUUUGCGCGAUUUUUUCGAUACGAACUCGUUCACGGAAGUCAUGCAAGAUUGGGGUAGAACUGUCGUCACAGGACGCGCGAGAUUGGGAGGAUUACCCAUAGGGUGCGUGGCGGUUGAAACGAGAAUGGUGAACAAGACGAUACCGGCUGACCCGGCGUUUCCUGGCGCUCAAAUUGGCGAAGAGACCCAAGCUGGGCAGGUGUGGUUCCCGGAUUCCGCGUUCAAAACCGCGCAAGCGAUUGGAGAUAUGAACCGAGAAGGAUUGCCGCUGAUUAUAUUUGCAAAUUGGAGAGGAUUUGCGGGAGGCCUGCGCGACAUGUACGGAGAGGUUUUGAAAUACGGCGCGUGCAUUGUCGACGCGCUGCGCGAGUUCAAGCAGCCGAUAUUCGUUUACAUUCCUCGAGGCGGCGAGUUGCGCGGCGGUGCCUGGGUAGUAAUUGAUUCAUCCAUCAACCCCGAACAAAUGGAGUUCUACGCGAGCGAUGGCGCCAAGGGGGGCGUUUUGGAACCGGAAGGUAUCGUCGAUAUCAAGUUUCGAAAAGACGAUUUGGUAAAGACGAUGCGUCGAACGGUGAAAAGCUUAGAACACAACAGUCAUCUCCAGAAACAGCUCACGCCGACGAUGAAACAACUCGCCGUUCAUUUCGCUGCUUUACACGAUACUCCGGGCGUCAUGCUUCACAAGAGGGCAAUCAAAGCAGUCGUUGAAUGGGAAACGAGUCGGGAAUUCUUCUCUUUGCGACUGCGUCGACGCGUCUGUGAAGAGCGCAUAAAGAAGUAUCUUCGCGAAAGAGCGAAGAGAGAAAUCGCGCCCGAGGAAAUGCGAAGCUACCUCUCCGAACUCGAACACGUAAUCGAUGGUAUUGUAGAGGCCAAGAUCGGCUCAGUCGAACCAGAAAAAGUCACCUCGGUGAUUGAAUUCGCGAUGCAGUUGUAA